Molecule: messenger RNA, 1767 nt
Organism: Grammomys surdaster
Lineage: Eukaryota; Metazoa; Chordata; Mammalia; Rodentia; Muridae
Gene: L3mbtl4
Product: L3MBTL histone methyl-lysine binding protein 4
Exons: 19
Coding region: 1-1767 (588 amino acids)
Biological process (GO): regulation of DNA-templated transcription
Cellular component (GO): nucleus
Molecular function (GO): protein binding; zinc ion binding
Source: RefSeq, a predicted model, not a curated record
AUGGGGAAGGUUACUUACUGCUUACAGGAAACAAGGGACAAUGUCCUCGAAUCUUCUGUGACUACACAGGAAAUCUGGUCCUGGGAGCAGUACUUGAGAGAAGGGAAUGCUGUGGCCGCACCAGUAGAACUGUUUUCCAAGGAUCAAUCCUUUCCGGAGCAUGAAAAUGGCUUUCAGGUUGGAAUGAGAUUGGAAGGCAUUGAUGCCCGACGUCCGUCUGUGUUCUGUGUGCUGUCUAUAGCUGAGGUGUGUGGUUACAGGCUGAGACUGCAUUUUGAUGGUUAUCUAAGCUGCUAUGAUUUUUGGACUAAUGCUGGUUCCCCGGACAUUCACCCAGUGGGAUGGUGUCAAAAGACCAAGCACGAACUUCAUAUCCCUCGGGAUUAUAGAAAAGAUAAAUUUGUUUGGAUGGAUUACUUGAAGGCCUGUAGAUUGCAAAAUGCUCCUAAGAAAUUAUUCAGAAACAGAAGUUCUAAUGGUCCAGUGCCAAAGGAGUUUCAGGUUGGGAUGAAGCUGGAGGCUGUGGACAGGAGGAACCCUUGCUUGAUGUGCGUGGCAACCGUUGCAGACAUUGUGGAAGACCGAGUACGGGUGCAUUUUGACAGCUGGGAUGAUAUCUUUGAUUACUGGUGUGAUGUUAACAGUCCUUGUAUCCAGCCAGUUGGCUGGUGUCAGGAGAACGGAAGAACUCUGGUCACACCCCAAGGUUUUCCUCAUCCAGAUAAGUUUUCCUGGACAGACUACCUGCAAGCUACUCAGUCAAAGGCAGUCCCCGCCAAGGCCUUUAACACGAGGGCUCCACAUGGUUUUUUGCCAAACAUGAAGUUGGAAGCUGUGGACAAACGUAACCCGCGGUUAAUUCGUGUGGCUACCAUUGCAGAUGUUGAUGACUACAGAGUAAAGAUUCAUUUCGAUGGCUGGGACCAUAAGUAUGACUAUUGGAUAGAUGCCGACAGCCAGGACAUCCACCCCAUCGGGUGGUGUGAUGUGACAGGGCAUCCACUGGAAGUGCCAUAUGGGUCAAAGCAUGUGAAAAUCCUUCCAGGUCAACCUGCAUGUCCUACUCCUGGGUGCCGAGGGAUAGGCCAUAUCCGUGGUCCACGUUAUGCAGGACACCACAGUGCUUUUGGAUGCCCAUACUCAGACGUGAACUUGAAAAGAGAGGCAGCACUUCAGGAUCGCCUGAGAGAACAAACACAGGCAAAUUUGGAACUCGAUCCUUCACAUUCCAAAUCAGAAAACCCCUGUAAUUUGAAUUUCAACGGAAAAUGUGAGAAAGCGAACAGUCAGAUUAAGGUAGUACAACAGCUUAAAUGCCUGCUGGUUGACGGAAAGGAGGAUGUCCUCUGUGAUAAUUUGUAUAUGCAGUACUCAUCUGCACAGGUGCAGCAGAUGCUUCACCAGUCGCUCUCCGUGACAUCCAUGUCUGCCCACCCUUUCCGAGACAUGCCCCUCGGCAGGGAGCAGCACUGCAAGCUGCUUCCGGGUGUGGCUGACAUCCAAGCCAGCGAAGUGGCCAGAUGGACAGUGGAUGAGGUGGCUGAGUUUGUACAGUCUCUUCUGGGCUGUGAAGAACAUGCCAAGUGCUUCAAGAAGGAGCAGAUAGAUGGCAAAGCCUUCCUGCUUCUGACCCAGGCAGAUAUUGUCAAGGUGAUGAGAAUCAAGCUGGGCCCAGCGCUGAAGAUUUACAAUUCUAUCUUGAUGUUCAGGAACUCCCAAGAUGUCACUGAAGAUGAUGUUGCCUCUGGCCAAGAAGCCAGAAGAUAA